GCAAGUCUUUGAUCAGGUUUAACUGGCAAGUCAUGUCUUUGACAUCUAAAGGGGAGGCUGAGAGGGUCUGAAGGGAACAACAACAAGCAGCUGAAAGAGAGAGAAAGAGAAGGAGAGAGGGAAACAGGGUGCCUCCGCUCAGGGAAACAGAAGAGGAGGGGUGGGAGGACAAGAGCAGGGAACGGUGAGGAUUCAUGCUGUGUUAGCAUCCCCUCAGCAACUCCAUCAAUGCUGCAUACAGCUGAGAAACUGGCAAAGGUCCUCCGUACUGCAUUUUCAGGCUCGGCCGCAGAGAAAGAGAGCGACUCCCACGACCGGUCAGCUCAGUCUGCUGCUGGAGGGGCUCGUUGUGAGGGGCAGAACACACACACACACACACACACACGCACACACACCCAUACAAGACACACUCUAACACACUCUCUCUGGAACCUCUGCUGCAUCAAGAAGCAGAGGAGAGACACUCGACCUGGGAAUACUCCAGAGGAGAGAGUUAUCACCGGAGAGGGACAGCGAGGAAACUCUUGCUGCCAUGCCCUGCAUCGGAGGCUGAGCUGCGGGAGAGUUUGACAGGACCUCAGUGCACCUGCUCCUUGCACACUGAUUAUAUAGAAGAGCUGGUGUGUGCAAUGGCUAUCUUCAACUUGCAGGGUUUCAUGCCACCCGUUCUGCAUCACUUUCCUCUCUUUGCUGCACAGCCAGGUCCAACGAUCUGACCACACCUCUCCUUCCUCCCCCCGUUCGCCCCUCCUCCCCCUUUUUUUGGUGUCCAUCUUUCCUGGACCCACCAUGGGAGGAUGCUUCUCCAAACCCAAACCAGUUGAAGUCAAAGUGGAGCUCUCUCUCCUGGAAAAAGAAAAAGAAGUGGACGGCCUGUCCCCUAAUGGCAAAGCGAGCCCCUUCGCUGACUGCAGACCGAAUGGGGCCCUGGCACACAGCUCUGACGAAGACUCCAUGCUGCUGCCGCUCAACCACAACUCCCGGGAUUAUGUGGAGGCCUCAGUGUGUCACGUUAAAGACCUGGAAAAUGGACAAAUGCGAGAGGUCGAUCUGGGAUGUGGCAGAGCUUUGCUCAUCAAACAACACGGGGAGUUUUCCGCCAUGGCCCACAAGUGUCCGCACUACGGAGCACCACUGGUCAAAGGUGUCCUAUCUAAAGGACAUGUGCGCUGUCCCUGGCACGGCGCCUGUUUCAGCACAGCAACAGGAGACAUAGAGGACUUCCCAGGUCUGGACAGUCUGCCUACCUUCCAGGUCAGAGUUGAAAAGGACAAGGUGAUCAUUCGUGCAAACAAGCAAGCACUUCAGUCACAAAAGAGAUCGAAACCCAUGUCCCGAUGUUCGGCCGUCAUCAACUCCAACACAGGCUUCAGCCAUGUUCUCAUCAUCGGUUCAGGUCCAGCGAGCCUGGUGUGUGCAGAGACACUGAGGCAAGAAGGCUUCACAGAUCGCAUCGUCAUGUGCACCAUGGACAGACAUCCUCCGUAUGACAGGCCUAAACUGAGUAAGGUUUGUACACAGACUCCAGCCAUAUACACUGAGACGCAGCUCAUUAUGUCAGGAAGCUUACAUAAGAGACUGCAGAGUUGCUGCUUUGGUCAGUGGCUCUUUAGGGAGCAGCUACUCAUUGAGCAGCCAAGCUUAAGAAAGUUGAGAAAAUGUGGUUUCCUGCAGGACCAUGACAUUGAGCUGCUCACAGAAAAGGAGGUUGUAGCAGUGGAUGUUAAGACUCGAUCUGUAACGUUUGAAGACGGCUUGAGGAUGGAGUACAGGAAACUCUUUAUUGCUUCAGGAAGCAAUCCAAAACCGAUGAGCUACAAGGGGAAAGACGUCGGGAAUGUUUUCCAUCUCCGGACGCCUGAGGAUGCUAACAGCAUAGCGAGGCUAGCCAACAACAAGAACGCCGUGAUUGUGGGAACAUCUUUUGUUGGUAUGGAGGUGGCUGCAGCUCUGACUGACAAGGCCCACUCAGUGUCUGUCAUCGGGAUCGAGCCGGUCCCCUUCAAAAAAGCUCUUGGGGAGAAAGUAGGGAAAGCCAUAAUGAAGCUGUUUGAGACAAACAGGGUGAAGUUCUACAUGCUGAACGAAGUGUCGGAGAUGAUUGGUCAGCAUGGACAGCUGAAGGAAGUUGUUCUGAAGAGUGGGAAAGUCCUGCGGGCGGACGUGUGCGUCAUCGGAGCAGGGAGUGUUCCUGCAUCAGGGUUUUUGAAACAGAGCGGCAUCCACUUGGACUCAAAGGGCUUCAUCACCGUGAACAAGAUGAUGCAGACAAACGUUGAUGGGGUGUUUGCUGGAGGAGACGUGGUCACGUUUCCUUUUCCACCUCGCAACAACAAGAAGGUGAACAUCCCUCACUGGCAGAUGGCUCAUGUCCACGGCAGGGUGGCAGCUCUCAGCAUGAUGGGCAGACUCUCUGAGUUCAAAACUGUGCCUUACUUCUGGUCGGCGAUGUUUGGGAAGACCAUUCGCUAUGCAGGUUAUGGUGAUGGAUUUGAUGAUGUCAUCAUACAAGGAGAUCUGGAAGAAUUACGAUUUGUUGCUUUUUAUACAAGGAGCGAGGAGGUGGUUGCUGUCACCAGCAUGAACUAUGACCCCAUCGUGUCUCGGGUGGCAGAGGUCUUGGGAUCCGGAAAGACGAUUAAAAAGCGAGACGUGGAGAUGUUAGCGCAGCUUGGCAAGACUGGAGACAUAUCUUGGCUGAUUGACAAAGGCUCUCACUGACUUCACCUCUGACGUUCCCUAAAGGACUGACCCAAAGUUCCCUGGAUACCCUCACGUGGACACUUUGGUGCUGAGACCCUGAGCAGCUAUCCUACUUCAUUCACAGAAACACAGUGGGCACGGCUCACUCUCCUGAAGACGACAGUAUAACAUGUUUUGCUCCGGAGAGACACUUUAAUGUGACAAACUGAACCACACAGGGCAUGAACACACUGAACCACUGUGUCGGCAAAUGUUUUUGUUCACAACAAAGCAAUAUUUCAGCCUUUGUGCUGCUGCAAGUUAUAUCUACCUGUACUUUUUGUUUAUAAGAAGCCAGAGAAGGGCAUGGGCGUUUGUUUUGUAUAAAUAUGACUGUACAUAGUUAUAAUCCUGAUUGCACUGUAACAACAAAAGAGAAUACACUGCUGAGUGGAAAACAGAUCGACUGUGCUCUCAUACGGACAUUAGAUCUGCAUGGUAGAACUUACUGCAGUAAAAAAUAAAAUGACGAGUCCCAAACCAGAGAAUAUUAAUACAGAUGCAUUAAAAUAAAAGCUUAAAUCAGCAGCGGAACAAGUCCUCUUUAGACCAACCUUGAGCUUUAACAAGCUCAGUUAUAUGCACAUGCAUUUAAUUUGCAACGAGAUAAUGUACUUCUUUGUAUGUGUUGCCUUGCUAGUCGAGUAAAUGCAUUAAAUUUUAAUCGUAUUUUUAAUUAAACUAAUUAUUAGUUUGUGCUUGCACAAUAGAUUCAUGUUUUUCAAAAAAUAAACAACGAUAACUCAUCUAGAUGAAAACUAGCUGAAUGUUUAUUUGUGACGUUUCCAGACUCCAUAGGGACUUUAUUUGUUACUAACUCAGGGAACUGAGGUUUGUGGCCCAGGCUGACUGCUCCCUUACAGUCGCUGUUGCUUUAAUAUUCUCCCCUGCGAUCUCACUGCUUCCCCUCAUUUUCCUUUAGCGAUGCUUUGCAAUGUGCUGAGAGGUGCAGAGCAGAUGUCUGAUAGCAUACUGGUCUAAUGAGGAUCCAUGCAUACUUGAUCCUUGACGCUUAAAGUCAACGAGGCAAUUUGAAUAGCAUUGUUCUUCCUACAGAGAAGCUGGAAUGACAUUUUUAUAACUUAACUUUGAAAUAAAAAGUGAUCCAACAGUAAAGA
This is a messenger RNA of Gambusia affinis (western mosquitofish), 3860 nucleotides long. Its product is annotated as apoptosis-inducing factor 3. Gene Ontology annotation, cellular component: cytoplasm; mitochondrion. Gene Ontology annotation, biological process: execution phase of apoptosis. The record is from RefSeq and is a predicted model, not a curated record. The transcript is spliced from 21 exons. NCBI's taxonomy places the organism in Eukaryota, Metazoa, Chordata, Actinopteri, Cyprinodontiformes, Poeciliidae. Gene Ontology annotation, molecular function: flavin adenine dinucleotide binding; 2 iron, 2 sulfur cluster binding; oxidoreductase activity, acting on NAD(P)H. The coding region runs from base 790 to 2721 and encodes 643 amino acids.